Fukomys damarensis (Damara mole-rat) is the source of this 7122-nucleotide messenger RNA. RefSeq names its product solute carrier family 4 member 4 (gene Slc4a4). Gene Ontology annotation, cellular component: basolateral plasma membrane; plasma membrane. NCBI's taxonomy places the organism in Eukaryota, Metazoa, Chordata, Mammalia, Rodentia, Bathyergidae. The transcript has 24 exons. Bases 2 to 3280 code for a protein of 1092 amino acids. The record is from RefSeq and is a predicted model, not a curated record. Gene Ontology annotation, molecular function: monoatomic anion transmembrane transporter activity; sodium:bicarbonate symporter activity; solute:inorganic anion antiporter activity. Gene Ontology annotation, biological process: bicarbonate transport; regulation of intracellular pH; monoatomic anion transport.
GAUGGAGGAUGAAGCUGUCCUGGACAGAGGGGCUUCCUUCCUUAAGCAUGUGUGUGAUGAAGAAGAAGUAGAAGGCCACCACACCAUCUACAUUGGAGUCCAUGUGCCCAAGAGCUACCGCAGAAGGAGACGUCACAAGAGGAAGACAGGACACAAGGAAAAGAAGGAAAAGGAGCGGAUCUCUGAGAACUACUCUGACAAGUCAGAUGUGGAAAAUGCUGAUGAAUCCAGUAGUAGCAUCCUGAAACCACUCAUUUCUCCUGCCGCAGAGCGCAUCCGCUUCAUCUUGGGAGAGGAAGAUGACAGCCCGGCACCCCCUCAGCUCUUCACUGAGCUGGAUGAGCUUCUGGCUGUGGAUGGGCAGGAGAUGGAGUGGAAGGAGACAGCAAGGUGGAUCAAAUUUGAAGAGAAGGUGGAGCAGGGUGGGGAGAGGUGGAGCAAGCCCCAUGUGGCCACGCUGUCCCUGCACAGCUUGUUUGAGCUGAGAACGUGCAUGGAGAAGGGGUCCAUCAUGCUCGACCGGGAGGCCUCCUCUCUUCCCCAGUUGGUGGAGAUGAUUGUUGACCAUCAGAUUGAGACUGGCCUGUUAAAAGCUGACCUCAAGGACAAGGUGACUUACACUUUGCUCCGGAAGCACCGGCACCAGACCAAGAAGUCUAACCUCCGGUCCUUGGCUGACAUCGGGAAGACGGUCUCCAGUGCCAGUAGGAUGUUCACCAACCCCGACAAUGGUAGCCCAGCCAUGACCCAUAGGAACCUGACUUCCUCCAGUCUGAAUGACAUUUCUGAUAAACCAGAGAAGGACCAGUUGAAGAAUAAAUUCAUGAAAAAACUGCCCCGUGAUGCAGAAGCUUCUAAUGUGCUCGUUGGGGAGGUCGACUUCCUGGAGACGCCUUUCAUCGCCUUUGUGCGGCUGCAACAGGCGGUCAUGCUGGGUGCCCUGACCGAGGUCCCUGUGCCCACGAGGUUCUUGUUCAUUCUCUUAGGCCCUAAGGGGAAAGCCAAGUCCUACCAUGAGAUCGGCAGAGCCAUUGCUACCUUGAUGUCUGAUGAGGUUUUCCAUGACAUUGCUUAUAAAGCAAAGGACAGGCAGGACUUGAUUGCUGGGAUUGAUGAGUUUCUGGACGAAGUCAUUGUUCUUCCCCCUGGGGAGUGGGACCCAGCCAUCCGGAUAGAGCCUCCUAAGAGCCUUCCCUCCUCUGACAAAAGAAAGAACAUGUACUCCGGUGGGGACAACGUUCAGAUGAAUGGGGACACGCCCCGCGACGGUGGACACGGAGGAGGGGGCCACGGGGACAGCGAGGAGCUGCAGCGGACUGGACGGUUCUGUGGUGGAUUAAUUAAGGACAUAAAGAGGAAAGCACCAUUUUUUGCCAGUGAUUUUUAUGAUGCUUUAAAUAUUCAGGCUCUUUCAGCGAUUCUCUUCAUCUAUCUGGCGACUGUGACUAACGCCAUCACUUUCGGAGGGCUGCUUGGGGAUGCCACUGACAACAUGCAGGGCGUGUUGGAGAGCUUCCUGGGCACUGCUGUCGCUGGAGCUGUCUUUUGCCUUUUUGCUGGUCAGCCACUCACUAUUUUGAGCAGCACAGGACCUGUCUUAGUUUUUGAGAGGCUUCUAUUUAAUUUCAGCAAGGACAAUAAUUUUGACUACUUGGAGUUUCGCCUUUGGAUUGGCCUGUGGUCAGCCUUCCUGUGUCUUAUUUUGGUAGCCACUGAUGCCAGCUUCUUGGUCCAGUAUUUUACUCGCUUCACGGAAGAGGGCUUCUCUUCUCUGAUCAGUUUCAUCUUUAUCUAUGAUGCUUUCAAGAAGAUGAUCAAGCUGGCAGAUUACUACCCCAUCAACUCCCACUUCAAAGUGGGCUACAACACCCUCUUCUCGUGUGCCUGUGUGCCACCCUCUCCAGUUAAUAUCUCAGUAUCUAAUGAUACCACACUGUCCUUAGAGGAUUAUUCAGCUGUUUCUGCUACUGACAUGAAUGCGACCUUUGACUGGACAUAUGUGUCAAAGAAGGAGUGUUUGAAAUAUGGAGGGACGCUCAUGGGGAACAACUGCGAUUUCGUUCCUGACAUCACACUCAUGUCUUGCAUUCUUUUCUUGGGCACCUACGCCUCCUCCAUGGCUCUGAAAAAAUUCAAAACUAGUCGCUAUUUUCCAACCACAGCAAGAAAACUGAUCAGUGAUUUUGCCAUUAUUUUGUCCAUUCUCAUAUUUUGUGUAAUAGAUGCCCUGGUAGGGGUAGACACUCCAAAACUAAUCGUGCCGAGUGAGUUCAAGCCAACAAGUCCAAAUCGAGGCUGGUUUGUCCCCCCAUUUGGAGGAAACCCCUGGUGGGUGUACUUGGCUGCUGCUAUUCCUGCAUUGUUGGUCACCAUUCUGAUUUUCAUGGACCAGCAAAUCACUGCUGUAAUUGUAAACAGGAAAGAACAUAAGCUCAAGAAAGGAGCUGGAUAUCACCUGGAUCUCUUCUGGGUGGCUGUCAUCAUGGUGGUGUGUUCCUUCAUGGGCCUCCCCUGGUACGUGGCUGCUACUGUGAUCUCCAUUGCGCACAUUGACAGUUUAAAGAUGGAGACGGAGACAUCUGCACCGGGAGAGCAGCCGAAGUUUCUGGGAGUGAGGGAACAAAGAGUCACUGGAACCCUUGUGUUUAUUCUGACUGGCCUGUCAGUCUUUAUGGCUCCCAUCCUGAAGUUUAUUCCUAUGCCUGUACUUUAUGGUGUGUUCCUGUACAUGGGUGUAGCUUCGCUGAAUGGGGUACAGUUCAUGGAUCGUCUGAAGCUGCUCCUGAUGCCCCUCAAGCAUCAGCCUGACUUCAUCUACCUGCGCCACGUGCCCCUGCGCAGAGUGCACUUGUUCACUUUCCUGCAGGUGUUGUGUCUGGCCCUGCUCUGGAUCCUCAAGUCAACAGUGGCUGCGAUCAUCUUUCCUGUCAUGAUCCUCGCACUUGUCGCUGUCAGAAAAGGUAUGGACUACCUCUUCUCCCAGCACGACCUCAGCUUCCUUGAUGAUGUCAUUCCAGAGAAGGAAAAGAAAAAGAAGGAGGAUGAGAAGAAGAAGAAGAAGAAGAAGGGAAGUUUGGACAGCGACAACGAUGAUGAGAAAGAUCAUCAACAUUCCUUGAACGCCACACAUCAUGCUGAUAAAAUUCCUUUCCUUCAGUCGCUUGGUUUGCCAAGUCCUCCUAGAAUUCCAGUAAAAGUUGUGCCUCAAAUUAGAAUAGAACUUGAGCCUGAAGACAAUGAUUAUUUCUGGAGGAGCAAGGGAACAGAAACUACAUUAUAAUCUGUUUGUCUUUCUUACAACUGACAGUUUUGUUGUUAACAAUCUUUUUUUUCUUGCCAUUUAUUUUUUAAUAUUUGUUCUGUUUUAGUUUUUGGUCACUGGCCAAAUAAUACAGCUCUCUCUCUGCUUCUCUCUUACAUAGGUAAUAUCAGGACAGUAGUGUACUGUUCCUUAAAAAAGCAUCUGCUGAAUCUCCCUGUUAUUCUUACACUUUCAGAUGUGUUCAGUGACACCCCAGUUCCCCUGUCACUCAAGACGUGCACACACACUUGUCCUUUCCUUUUAUUAAGCAGAGGUCAGAAGUGUUAAAUAUUUUAUAAAAUCUUUUACUGAGAUACUGAAGGAACUUAAAAUUUUAGCUUUGGAGCUGUGCUUACUGGCUUGUUUUUCUUUUUGUCUGGUAGAACAAACCUUAACCUCCAGACAGAGUCCCUUCUCCCCCUUAUAGAGCUGCCCAGGACUGGAAAAAAGUGCUGCUAUUCUAACUUGCCCUUGCUUGUAAGCCCUAAUCAUAGUGUUAUCAAAAGCAGAAAAACUAAAGGUACUUUACUCCCUGUAGCGAAAUCAUUGCCACCAUUGUAGCAAGUGCUGGAAUGUCCCUUUUUCCUAUGCAACUUUUUUUAACCCUUUAAUGAACUUGUCUGUUGAGUACAUUGAAGAAUAUUUUUCUUCCUAGAUUUUGUUGUUUAAAUUAUGGGGCCUAACCUGCAACUUAUUUUUUGUCAAUUUUUUAAACUUUUUUUAAUUACUGUAAAGAAAAUGAAUUUUUCCUGCAGCAGGAAACAUAGUUUUGAGUAGUUCUACCUCUUAUUUGUAGCUGCCAGGCUUUCUGUAAAAAUUGUAUUGUAUAUAAUGUGAUUUUUACACACACACACACACACACACACACACACACACAUGCACACAUGCACAUGCACACACACACACACACAAUCUCUAGGGUAAGCCAGAAGGCUAAAUCAGAUUUUAAAAACACCAUGUUUCUAAGCAUCCAUUUUAUCCUGUUCUUUAAAAGAAAUGUAAUGAUUCUAUGAAGGAACUUGAGAGAACUUGGGAGAAGAGAGAAAUUCUUGCAUAAGGGAGGAAAUGCUGUUCUGGUAGUCGUAGUAUCAGACACAGAUGUGGGUUGUACUACCACAUUUCUGUCCUACACAGUAUUGUCAGGCAUUAUUUUCGUUUUGAAAUAUUUGUGUUUUUUUUUGUAUGUGCUGUGGGUGGCUAGUGCACAUCUGUGCUAAGUUAGAAAAAGAGUGACAAAGGGCAAAGUUAUUAAGCCCUGUGUGUCAGUUUUCAUAAAAUCCAAACCACACAUGAAAAUUUUUUCAGGGGUCCAAGAAAUGUGUCACUGUGCAAAUGAAGGUAAAUAAGUCUUUUUACCCAGCUCGCAGUCACCAUCACUGCUACAGUAGCUCAUACUCACAAAAGAAAAUCCACAGGAAUAUUGACAGCUCAUUUACGCACCUAGUGGGUGUUAUGGGAAUUCAGAUAGAAAGGUAGAAGUGCGUGCAUUUUAACAAUACUUUCACACAUUCUUUGUAAUCAGAAUAUUUAAGGUAAAUAUGUGUACAUAUAUGUGCAUUUGUUUCAGAGAACUGUACUGGAAAUCGGACCUAAUUAACCAAAAUAAGUAUAGUAUUUAAGUAGAAUGUCUUUAAUGAGCCGCAUUAUAUAUUGAAUAUAUGUUAAGAACAACAAUUUAAAUGUUAAAUUAUAAUUUGGAUUCAUAUAACCAACUGAGAUGUAUCCUCAGUAUAACAGGCUGUUGGAGGACUAUUGGAAGCUGAUGGAAUUGCUCAUUUUGGUGUACUUAUUGACUCCACUCAUUCUUACACCAAUUAAACUGUAAUCCUGUCCUCUUGAAGUAAAUUAUAAAAGUUUUAUUAUCCUUUUGUAAUAUCUCAAAACUUUUAAUUUUAUAAAAAUUAGGCAUAAAUGACCUCAAUUUGUAAAUUAAAUAAUAGUGGCAAAUUACAUAUGCUAAAACCUCACUUGCCAAAUUUUGGCAUCAUGUUUGUAUAUAGAUCUACCCUUAAAAUGAUUAUUCUGUAUUGUUUAGUUAUAUUUUAUCCUUUAAAACCUAUAUGAGAAAGCGAAUCUCUCUCUUUAAGGAUUGGAGUAUCAGCAGAAUGUCUAACAAUCAAUGCAUAGUAAAUUUAGUCUAAUCAAGAUAUUACAUCAAAGGCACUUCUGUUUAGCUUUUAUAAAAGCUCUAGAUAUAAUAUUUGCUCUUCUGAUCACAAAUCAAGUAUUUUGGGAUUUAUAUUCCUUUCCAUACUAGUAAGAGAACUGCUGAAGCAACUUGGCUGAUCAUUUCAGCCUUGGAGUAGCCUGGAAGCUAUCUGCAUUUCCUUUGUGACCCACGUGUGUCGCUCUGGGAUGAGGGUUUGUGUCUCUGCUAUAAAUUCAAAAUAGUACCUUAUGUUUGCAACAGCAAACCCUUUCAACACUGUGGAACCCAGGAAAUAAUUUUUUAAAUAUUAUUGCCUUUAGAGAAACAAAUGUAGUUACCACACUGACAAGCAAACCCAAGGUACGUGUGCAGACAGCUACUAGAUUACCUGUGCUCUAACCAAAUGUGUGGAUUGGAUAAGAAUCAGCCAGAUUUGGGGGUGGUUUUGUUUCUAUGUAAACUGAACACAAAUGCAACAGUAAUUUUUUUACAACAUAUUUCUCUAUUUUCACUCCAGUGUGCACUUAGAGAUACAUGAUUCACUUUUCUUGAGGUAAAGACUAAAUACACUCACAGCUGUUAACCAGGAUUCCUGGGGCUAUUGGAACUGACUGCUGAAAGGAAAGAAAGGACUAGGCUAAGUCUGCCUAUGAAAAGAGCAUUACUUCCUCUGCUUUUGCAUUUGAGAGAAAAUCUGUGGGAGAUACUUUCCUUGAGAAAGUCACUUUUCUCUGCUGGGUAUAACAACUACUUGAAAUCCUAAUUAUAUCCCAUGGGCAGUAUUGUUCCUGCCUCUUCUUCCAGGGAGGUUGAGGGAGGGGUUGAGAGGAGCCAUACUGACUUGAGAAGCAGGAAAGAAAACCUCCAUCCUCAGCCCCUUCAAGAAAGGGGGGGAAAUUAUCUGCUGUCAGCAAUCCAAUUUUUGUGAAUUUUAUGUACACGCAACAACACACACACAAUGACUCUUUUAUCAGAUAUAUAUUGGUGUUUAAUAUGGAGAAUGAUUGUCUUCCAAGUUUUUGGUUCUUUUAACUGUGUUAAAGUACUUGAAAUGUAUUGACUGCUGACUGUCUGUAGAAACAAAAUAUUUGAGUUGUAUUACAGAGGUUGACAUUGUUCAUGGAUGGGACAAAGUGUUCUUCAGUCUUUUCUUACUACUUAUAUGAUUUUGGUGCAGGAACCUGAGAUAUUCUUAUUUAUGUUCCAUGAUAGCUCACAUCUGCUCUCACAGCAUGAGCUGGGAGCCCAGUGGCACCCAGCAGCUGAACACAAUCAAAUGAUGACAGCAUUUCUCUGUCUGAGGGCCAUGGGGAUGUUCAGUUAGUGACUUCACUGAGCACCUUUACAGCCUGAAAUCUUAAAAACAAACAAACAAACAAACUAAUAACAUAUGAUAAUCAAGUUGUGUUUUGACUCGAGAUUUGGAUAUAUCUUAUUUCUUGGCUCAUUUGUUUGUGCUCUAUGGAUACAGACAAAAAUUCUGAAUUGUGUUUCCUAGGUAAAUAUUGCAACUCAGGGUUAAAAAGUUACCCAGUAAACUUUUAGAGCCAGAAGUAACUUUGUCCCAGUCCUACAAUGUGAAAAGAAUGAACAGCUGCCUCUUUUAGCCAUUUUCACGGCUGGUACAUACCUGUACACAUUACUUUUCAGAAUCAGUACGCACUUUCAGAUA